AUGGCCGCCUCAACCAUGUCUGUCUGCUCUGACGCUCGCACCAACUCCUCCUGGCAGGUGGAUGACUGCCCAGAGAGCUGCUGUGAGCCCUGCUGCUGUGCCCCCAGCUGCUGCCAGCCCAGCUGCUGUGCCCCCAGCUGCUGCCAGCCCAGCUGCUGUGCCCCCAGCUGCUGCCAGCCCAGCUGCUGUGCCCCAGCCCCCUGCCUGACCCUCAUCUGCACCCCAGUGAGCUGUGUGUCCAGCCCCUGCUGCCAGUCUUCCUGCUGCACACCCUCUUGCUGCCAGCAGUCUAGCUGCCAGUCAGCUUGCUGCACCUGCUCCCCCUGCCAGCAGCCCUGCUGUGUGACCCUCUGCUGCAAGCCUGUCUGCUGCACACCCAUCUGCUCUGGACCAUGCUGCCAGCAGUCUAGCUGCCAGUCCUCAUGCUGUCCAUCCCCCUGCUGUGUGCCUGUCUGCUGCAAGCCUGUCUGUUGUACACCCAUCUGCUCUGGCUCCUCCUCCUCCUGCUGCCAGCCCUCCUGCUGUGCUCCUGUGUGCUGCAAGCCCUGCUCCAGCCUGUCCCUGCUGUGUCGCCCUGUGUGCAGACCUGCCUGCUGUGUGCCCACCUCCUCCUGCUGUCCUCCUGUGUGUCCCUGCUGUGCCGCCCUGCCUGCUCCNUGCUGCCAGCCCUCCUGCUGUGCUCCUGUGUGCUGCAAGCCCUGCUCCAGCCUGUCCCUGCUGUGUCGCCCUGUGUGCAGACCUGCCUGCUGUGUGCCCACCUCCUCCUGCUGUGCCUCCUCCUGCCAGCCCAGCUGCUGCCGCCCAGCCUCCUGUGUGUCCCUGCUGUGCCGCCCUGCCUGCUCCAGACAGGCCUGCUGUGGGCAGAAGUCCAGCUGCUGA
Mus pahari (shrew mouse) is the source of this 879-nucleotide messenger RNA. RefSeq names its product keratin-associated protein 10-1-like. The coding region runs from base 1 to 879 and encodes 292 amino acids. Lineage: Eukaryota; Metazoa; Chordata; Mammalia; Rodentia; Muridae. The record is from RefSeq and is a predicted model, not a curated record. The transcript is spliced from 2 exons. Gene Ontology annotation, cellular component: keratin filament.